This is a messenger RNA of Linum tenue, 911 nucleotides long. The record is from the annotation of a GenBank genome assembly. NCBI's taxonomy places the organism in Eukaryota, Viridiplantae, Streptophyta, Magnoliopsida, Malpighiales, Linaceae.
UUCCACUAUUUUAUCUCGUCUUUCUUUCCAUCAAAGGAGACGGAGAGAAAGAAAGAAAACUAUCAAUUUUCUUUUCUAAUUCAAUUGCUUCUCCAUCUGAAGAUUCAGAUCUCAAACAAACUCGAUCAAACAUUUUAACCAUCACACAAUUCCUUGAAAGAAAGAAAAAAAGAAAAAUAAUUUUUCUACUUUCCUCCUGGUUGAAAAAAGAAGACGAAUAGAACAAUCACAAAGAUUGACAAUGGCAACAGUGUCCCCUCUCGCCAAGUACAAACUUGUCUUCUUAGGCGAUCAGUCCGUAGGAAAAACCAGCAUCAUCACUCGCUUCAUGUACGAUAAGUUUGACACCACUUAUCAGGCUACGAUUGGAAUCGACUUUUUGUCAAAGACAAUGUAUCUCGAAGAUCGAACUGUUAGAUUGCAGUUGUGGGAUACAGCUGGACAAGAGAGAUUUAGGAGUCUUAUUCCUAGCUAUAUUCGAGAUUCUUCUGUUGCUGUCGUAGUAUAUGACGUAGCCAACAGGCAAUCAUUCUUAAAUACUUCUAGGUGGAUUGAAGAGGUACGAACAGAACGAGGGAGUGAUGUUAUCAUAGUGCUCGUUGGCAACAAAACCGAUCUCGUUGAAAAAAGGCAAGUGUCGAUAGAGGAAGGAGAUGGCAAGGCUAAAGACUUUGGAGUUAUGUUUAUAGAGACUAGUGCAAAAGCAGGUUUCAAUAUCAAACCACUUUUUCGCAAAAUUGCUGCUGCAUUGCCAGGGAUGGAAACCCUUUCUUCGACAAAGCAAGAAGAUAUGGUUGAUGUGAAUCUAAAGCCUACCGUGAAUUCAUCUCAAGCUGAGCAACAAGGAGGAGGAUGUGCUUGUUAAAAAUGUAUUUUCCUAAAAUGAACAUAAAAUGACAUGAAAAUAGAUA